Anneissia japonica is the source of this 4440-nucleotide messenger RNA. Its product is annotated as F-box/LRR-repeat protein 17-like. The record is from RefSeq and is a predicted model, not a curated record. The transcript is spliced from 8 exons. The coding region runs from base 405 to 2195 and encodes 596 amino acids. Gene Ontology annotation, molecular function: protein binding. NCBI's taxonomy places the organism in Eukaryota, Metazoa, Echinodermata, Crinoidea, Comatulida, Comatulidae. Gene Ontology annotation, biological process: SCF-dependent proteasomal ubiquitin-dependent protein catabolic process. Gene Ontology annotation, cellular component: SCF ubiquitin ligase complex.
CCGGGUUUAAAGAUGUAACGCGUUUUUAAAGUUUGUAAACACAUUUUGAACUUUGAACCUAUGUCAAGGUUAAGAUGCUUAAGUAUAGAAGAGACUUUCUGGUGCGCUGGGAUUUCUGAUAUUCCUUGUGUAGUAAUAGAUUGAAUGGAAUAAGGAUUAGAGUUUAGUAGCGCUACGAUAAGAGUGAAUGACGUCAGAUCUGCAUACAGUUUAUGAAUGGGAAGAAACCGUUUGCACUACACAUACAAGGUUGAUGUCACUAUAACAUGCAAUUGCCACUUCUGCACUGGUUCGUACAGUAGCACAGGACUAGUCAUACUUGGUUGAUUGUGAAAGAAAAUGAUGACAUAGCAGUUAGUGAUGUCACAAGUGUUUAGUAGUAAGAUCAUUCAUGAAAUAAAAACAUGAUGAUGGUGAUGAUGAAGCCAGACAAGGAACAGAACUUGAUCGAGGAAGGAAGUGAGACGCAAGGAAGUACAGUCAAGGAAUGCAACGAAGGCAUCAGUUCUCCCCAUCAAUAUUCUCACCAGCAUUCUUAUGCUAAUAAGCCAUGUGAUGUUAGUUCAUUAACCAUUCAGGCUUUAAAGACGAGUCACAAUCGUGAUGCUUCUCCAGAGAAAAGGAUACUGUGUCCAAACUCAAUCGAAGAGGUGUCAAAUCCAAACAAACUUUGUAGGUACUCUUAUAUGGAUUGCACAUCCAGAUCUCGAAGUUCCACCUUAAAAUCUGAUAACAAACCAGCGGAAGAAAGAAACCUUGAAGAACUAGUACCUAAGGACAAUACCACAUCAGCUAGUUCUGAUAUCGCAUUCAAAAGUGACUUUGGAGAUUUAAGACUCAAAUUAAAUGAAGCUCCAUGUAUUGUUGUACAUGAAGCUGAUCAGGUUCCUUCUAAAGAUGAUGAACCAAUAUGUAACAGCAACUUCUCACCUAACACAUCCCACGUUCAACAGAAAAACUCUGACACCAAAGAAUCACCGGUUGUAUGGGAAGCUUCUUCAAAUUUGACAGCGGAGGGAUCAAAUAAGCCAGCUAUAAACCAUCUACCACGAUGUCUUCUUGUACAUAUAUUUUCUUAUCUGCCAAUGCAGGACAUUUUAGCUAAUGCAGCGUAUGUCUGUAAACUUUGGUAUGAUGUCAGUAAGGAUCCAGAUCUUUGGCGUGACAUCAAGUUGGAGGAUACGCACGGGAAUUACCGAAUAACUGACAAUGUUCUUGAUCGUGUGACAUCAAUUAGCAACAAUAUUUCAUCCAUUUUACUGGCAGAUUGUUAUCUUAUAACUGAUUCUGGAUUAGCAUCAAUUUUUUGCAAGUGUGCGAACUUGAGGGCACUGUAUAUUUUACGGUGUUCCAGAUUCACCGACAGGAGCUACACAUCAAUCGCAGAUCAAUGCCAUCGUCUGAAGAUACUGAAUUUGUCAGGUUCUACUGGCAUUACUGAUGUUGGACUUCAGAAGAUAGCAUGUAGCUGCCAACAACUGGAGCAUGUUCAAUUGAAUCGGUGUAGCAAAAUAACAGACAAAUCAACCCAAGUGCUUGCAAUCAAGUGCACCAACAUUAAACUUAUUAUGUUCCAGAACAAUGAAGGGGUGACUGAUGCAUCAGUAGAAGCUCUUGCAUCACACUGCAAGUCUCUGCAGUCUUUAACUAUACACAAAUGUUCCCUUUCAACAGAUGGUUUCUUCCAUUUAGCAAAAAUUCCAACGUUAACCAAAAUUGACAUUAGUAACAAUAAGAAUGUGACACCAGCUGCUGUCAAGUAUGUUGUCAAUCACUGUCGACAUCUGCAGUUAUUAAAUCUCUGUCUGUGCCAUAGUAUUGAUGAUGACUGCAUUAGACAUAUUGCCAUCUACGCCAAAGAAAUCAAGAAGCUCUUAUUAGUGGGAUGUCGGCUCACUGAUGAAGCUUUGUUAAGUCUUGGGAAGUAUGCCGGCAACUUGGAGCACAUAGAUGUGGGAUGGUGUGAGGAAAUAACAGACCAUGGUGUCAUCGCAAUCUCCAAGAUGUGUCUGAACCUCAACUACCUUGGCUUAAUGCGCUGUGACAAAGUGUCGGAUCAAACCAUGCUACAAUUGGCACAAGAGAAUACUCAUAUUCUGUACAGCACAUUUCUACUGGACAGUCAGAGACUUAUAGCUCAAGCAUCUCAAAAAGGCUUUGUGUUCAAGUUUGUUGAAGAAUACAAUUCAUUUUAGCUACUGGUUCCUAACCCUUUGAACUCCUGAAGCUAACUCUAACAUAACCUGCAACUCUUGGAUGAAAAUCAGAGAAAUUACUGUAUCCAUGAUGCCCAUGACAUGCAGCAAAGGCACAAAAAUAUGUAUUUUAUAUAUGAUCCUACAAUUAAAAUUACUGUGGGCAGCAUAUAUAUAUUUUUAUCUGAUUGGUCAGUAAAAUCUCUCUCUAAAGAAUAAAACACAUCAUGAGCUUUUCAUACUGAUUUGCCCAAUAUAUCAGGGUUACUGGGAGAAGGAAUCUAUGCUCUUGAUAUAGCUGGCUCCUGAUAUAGCUGGCUAUUAAACUGGUCCAAAGGGUUUUCAGGGGGUGGGGUGAGGGAUAAAUAAUGUUUAGUAAAAACUGCAAGACUUUAGGUGAAUUGACAAUUGGACCCAGCUUCAAAAAGGGUUGCAAACCAGGGUGCUAUUAUAUAAUUCAACAAAAGUAAUUAUGAGAAUAAUUUUAUUUUAUUUAUUUUUUAUUUUAUUUGCUCAUUUUUACAUUACAUUUUUUACAGCAACGAAAGUUGCCAUUUACAGAAUUAAAAUAACUACUGAAAUAAAUGCAUACAAGUUUUUUGGUUUUUUUUAAAUAUGGUAUGUUCCACUACAGCAACCCUGGAUAAUGAUUUUUUACGAUAAUGAUGACGAUGAUGAUGACAACCAUGUUAUUUUACUAUAUCUCAUAAAUACAAUUAUGUUUCAUUGGUCAAUUACAUUCAGUACUCAAGUCAUAGUUCUGACACAGAUCUUGUUACUACACCUCAUAAAUAUUAAUUAGGUAAUAACAUUUUAAUGGUCAAUGUCACUCGGCACUCAGUACAGUAUGUUGCCUACUUUCCCACUCGUGCUCAUUUACGCACUGUCACAGGGAACAAAGUACUACUACCCAAAAUCAUCUAUUGAAUACCUGGCUACAUGAGUCGUAUGCCAAUUUUGUAUUACUCAAAAACAAUUACUAGGCCUACUUAAAAUCGAUAUGGACGUUUUAUUAGGCAAGGAAAAGCAAGGCCUAUUUUAUUAAUAUUUAUGAGGUAAAGCAAAAGAAAGACAACAUGGUUUAAUAUUGGUUAAAUGACUUGCAUACAAUCAACUGCAGUAUUGUUACUAAUAUUAUCAAUAUUAAGUCAGCAUUUAGUCAUUGCUUUUCUCAUAGAUUAAAGCUUCUUUAUCUAUGUUUAAUUAUUAUUAAUGUACUUUCAUAACUAAUAGCAUUAGCAGCAGAGCUGAAGAAGUAUUUUCGUAAAUAUUAUCUUCAUCAUUACUUUGAGCUAAUGAAUUCUAUGUGAAAUUUGUCAAAGAUUAUACCUUUAUGUUCCUGAUCUCAAGGGCCAAUUGACUUGUAUAUUCUAACCUAUAUGUUAAUUGAUAACUUUGUGAGAAACAUUUAGAUAAAUAUUAAAAUAUGAAAAUUAGCACAUCUCUCUUAUAUUACUUCAGUUUUUAUAUGAUCAUGUGCAUUUUACAAGAGCCGAUAUUACAUUUAUUACAGAACAUUUAAAGUAUGUAAAUAUAUUUGUAAAGCAUGAGCGUGUGUGUGGGGAAUAAAGAACCAGUAAUUUAUACAAUGCCUGUAAAAAUCUCUGUAUUACCAUAUUCUGUGAUUAUACAUAACUACAUCAUUCAAAGUUUUUGAUUUUUAGUAUUGACUGUACAAAAAAAAAUAUUUGAGAAUAUGAAAGUAAAUAUGAUAAACAUUAUAAUAUGAAUAUAUUGAAAUGUGCCCUAUUGUUUUAGAAAGUAUUUCCAAGACAAUUUUAGGUGGAUUUGUAGGUGUUCAUACCAGACUAAGUUAUACUAAUGAGUUGAUGCUUUGUGCAAUUGUAUUCAAAAGUGUGGAAGAAACGCAUGUAUAUUUUUUUAUAGAAAAAAUAAAAUUGACAUUAAAUACAGAAGAAAUUGGUCACCUUGUAAGGUGCAAAAAUAAGUGUGUGAAUCUUGGGGAAUGGACCCCAAAAUGGGGGGGGGUCUCUUUCUAACACUCAUAUUAAACAUUCUUGGAUUAAAUACUUUUAAAAAUUGUAUAAAUUAUCUGUACAGAGGCUAAAUGAAAGAAUUAUGGUUUUGUGUACAAGUUAAGCUUUUGCUGUACAUUUUCGGUUGGCUUAACAUUCAGAACAACUAUGGGUACUGAUUUUAUGGACCAAAAUAUUUAGUGUAACAAACGUAAGAUAUUUACUGUGUGAAAGAUAUAGAAAUGAUUUUAAUAUACCAUAUAAAAAUA